Messenger RNA from Symbiodinium natans, 2727 nucleotides. Lineage: Eukaryota; Dinophyceae; Suessiales; Symbiodiniaceae. The record is from the annotation of a GenBank genome assembly.
AUGUCGAAGCACGCCACGCUGAUUUUCUCACGCCACGGAGAGUCCGAAUGGAACGUGGCCAACAUCUUCACGGGCUGGGUGGACGUCGACCUCUCCGAGAAGGGCCUGGGCGAGGCGAAGGGAGCGGGCGAGCUGCUCAAGGCGGAGGGCCUGCAGAUUGACCUGGCGUUCACAUCGUACCUCAAGCGUGCCAUCAAGACGUGCAACCUCGCCUUGGAGGCGGCCGACCAACUCUAUGUCCCUGUGAGCAAGACCUGGCGCCUGAACGAGCGCAUGUACGGCGGACUCACAGGACUCGACAAGAAGGAGACGGUCGUGAAGCAUGGGGCGGAGCAAGUUCAGAUCUGGCGUCGGUCCUUUGACAUUCCGCCACCAGUGCUGGAGAAGGAGAACAAGUACCACCCGUGCCAUGAGGCCAAGUACGCAGCUUUGGACCCCAAGGAUGUUCCGGACACGGAGUGCCUGAAGGACACCAUCGCGCGAGUCAUGCCAUACUGGGAGGAGACCAUUGCCCCGGCCUUGAAGCAGGGAAAGACGGUCUUUGUAGCUGCCCAUGGAAACUCCAUCCGGGCCAUUGUGAAGAUGAUUGAGGGCCUCUCCGAUGAUGUGAUCCCAGGCCUUGAGAUUCCGACUGGGACGCCUCUUGUUUACGAGCUGGAUGCUGACCUGAAGCCUCUCGCAAGCUCGUUGGCCGUGGAGCCGCUCAAGUUCGGGCGCUACCUCGGCGAUGCAGAGAAGAUCAAGGCAGCUGCAGAGGCUGUGAAGAACCAGACGUCGGCUGAACAGGCAGCGGAUACCGGCCCGGGCCCGAUGAGGUCAUGGCUGCUGAGCGAGAACUGCGUUUUCCACAACCUUCACAGAUGGAACGUGGCCAACAUCUUCACGGGCUGGGUGGACGUCGACCUCUCCGAGAAGGGCCUGGGCGAGGCGAAGGGAGCGGGCGAGCUGCUCAAGGCCGAGGGCCUGCAGAUUGACCUGGCGUUCACAUCGUACCUCAAGCGUGCCCCGGUAAGGCACAGCCCACCCGAGAAAUGCUUCGAGAAGCAACCUCGGUUUCGUGCCAUCAAGACGUGCAACCUCGCCUUGGAGGCGGCCGACCAACUCUAUGUCCCUGUGAGCAAGACCUGGCGCCUGAACGAGCGCAUGUACGGCGGACUCACAGGACUCGACAAGAAGGAGACAGUCGUGAAGCAUGGCGCGGAGCAAGUUCAGAUCUGGCGUCGGUCCUUUGACAUUCCGCCACCGGUGCUGGAGAAGGAGAACAAGUACCACCCGUGCCAUGAGGCCAAGUAUGCAGCUUUGGACCCCAAGGAUGUUCCGGACACGGAGUGCCUGAAGGACACCAUCGCACGAGUCAUGCCAUACUGGGAGGAGACCAUUGCCCCGGCCUUGAAGCAGGGAAAGACGGUCUUUGUAGCUGCCCAUGGAAACUCCAUCCGGGCCAUUGUGAAGAUGAUUGAGGGCCUCUCCGAUGAUGUGAUCCCAGGCCUUGAGAUUCCGACUGGGACGCCUCUUGUUUACGAGCUGGAUGCUGACCUGAAGCCUCUCGCAAGCUCGUUGGCCGUGGAGCCGCUCAAGUUCGGGCGCUACCUCGGCGAUGCAGAGAAGAUCAAGGCAGCUGCGGAGGCUGUGAAGAACCAGACGAAGGCCCAAUACGUGUCGGCUGAACAGGCUGUGGAUACCGGCCCGGGCCCGAUGAGGUCAUGGCGGCUGAGCGAGAACUGUAUUUUCCACAACCUUGACAGGAUGGCGAUGGUCCGUAUCAUUCCUCCGGCACGGGCUAAGAAAGUGAGCUCUGGGAGGUUCGAGUGGAACAAAGGCGUAAAAUGGGCAAACAUGACGGAAGUGGUUGCCGAAGGUUUUCAAUGGAUGGGCGACUACGAGUCGUGCUUCCUGGUGUCGAAGAAAGUCCUGGAGGACGAUCCUUACCACCUGGCCGCCCUACCGGUGCACAUCUCGUCGCUGGUGAUGUUGAACAUGACGAAUGUCGUCUUCUAUGUCGCCCACCAGCUGAUGAAUGCGUACCCAACUGCAGCCGUGGCCUGGUUCACGGCAGGCUGCUACUACUACAUGAUCAAGAAGUACGAGCUGGCAAGGCGCUUCUUGCACAAGGCCCUUUCCCUGGACUCCGCUUUCGGCCCUGCCUGGGUGGCUUUUGGUCAUGCCUUUGCCUCGCAUGACGAGAGUGACCAAGCUUUAGCAGCGCAACUUCGCUCAGAAGCCAUGGCUCUCUCGACACGCGAGCGCCUUACACACGCCACCUUCCAGCUCGGUGCCUGCUGCUUGGGCAUGGGCUUGGUAGGGCUGGGAGUUGGCUGCUUGGCAGACCCCGUGGGCUCCUCCAAAAUGUACGGCCUGCCUUUGGAAGCCAGCAGCCCUGCAUUGCGUUGGGUCAAAGUGGCUGGCGUGCGUGACCUUUGCCUGGGUGUCGGCACUUUGGCCCUCUUCUAUUUUCAGCCGAGCGCACUGCGCGUGUUUGCCCCGGCAACACUUGUCGUCGCAGCCUCUGAUGCCGUGCUGACCAUCGGGGGUCCCUUCCCAGCGCCCUUCAACCAUAUCAUUGGUGUGGUGGGCAUUGGCCUCCCGGCUCAGGAUUCACUGGUUGAAGAUCGCUGUUGGAGUUCGUGUUCUAUGUUGGUUCAUUCUAGGGUUUCGGUAUCUUGUGUUGACGCCGGGUGCGUGAAGAGGGCUGGAUGCGAAAAGCCGUCCUUUCGCUUGAAGGCGUAG